This is a messenger RNA of Penicillium cosmopolitanum, 252 nucleotides long. RefSeq lists its product as uncharacterized. NCBI's taxonomy places the organism in Eukaryota, Fungi, Ascomycota, Eurotiomycetes, Eurotiales, Aspergillaceae. The transcript has a single exon. The coding region runs from base 1 to 252 and encodes 83 amino acids. The record is from RefSeq and is a predicted model, not a curated record.
AUGAUCACGGUAAAGCCGAGAAGAAGCGAAAGAGACGCCAAAGAUGUGGCCAAAGUCGAAGAUGUGGCGAAAGUCGAAGACGAAGCCAAAUAUAAGGCCAAUGGCAACGAUCAAGCCAAGACAAAACCCAAGGACGAAGCCCAAGGCAUAGAAAAAUACGGACAUAGAGGUGAGAGUGAGGAUGACGAUGGGAGUGAGGUGAAGUUGAGGAUAAAGUGGAAGUUAAAUUUAGAGUUGGGAAUAAACAAAUGA